This is a messenger RNA of Cuscuta campestris, 592 nucleotides long. Lineage: Eukaryota; Viridiplantae; Streptophyta; Magnoliopsida; Solanales; Convolvulaceae. The record is from the annotation of a GenBank genome assembly.
CUCACCUUGAUUCGUCGAUUAGAAUUCAUCAUCGGAAUAUAUUCAUCCCGUUGCCCGAACCGAUACGGCUGCCCAAAUUGCCCCCGCUGCCCGGAAUGGCUGGAACACAGAGGGGGGGUCGCCGGAACUGCUGGGGCCGUUCGCCGGAACAGAGAACAUCCCCGCCGGAGUCAGAAUCGUUAGCCGGCGCUGGACUUGCUGGUCUACCGGCACCCUCUCGUCGUCCACCGGAGACAUUGGGGUCGCCAGCGCAGGACUUCGUCUCUCGCCGAUUGAGACAUCGCCGGCCUAGAUCGUUGCCCCUCGUCACUGUCCACGCCGGAGCUCCAAUCUCCGCCGGUUGUCAUCGUCGGAUCUGCUCGCCUCGCUGCCAAAUCCCUAGGCCGCCGUGGUCACGAGCUUUGGGUCGCCGGUGGGAGUCGCUGUCCCGGUCAGCGUCGCCGUGCCCUGUGCUGCUGUGACGGAUCGAAGAAGAAGGAGGAGGAUGGCGGCGGUUGAGUCAAAGAAGAAGAAGAAAACGGGAGAGGGAGUAUUUAUAUUUCUAAGGUUUCUUGUUUUGAUUAUACUUCUUUAAUAAUGUUCUGCAUAUGGG